This is a messenger RNA of Nyctereutes procyonoides (raccoon dog), 7116 nucleotides long. RefSeq names its product ecotropic viral integration site 5 (gene EVI5). The record is from RefSeq and is a predicted model, not a curated record. The transcript has 23 exons. Lineage: Eukaryota; Metazoa; Chordata; Mammalia; Carnivora; Canidae. Bases 463 to 2940 code for a protein of 825 amino acids.
GCAGGCUGCGCGAGGCUCGGAGGCGGCCCUGAGCUGCCGGGCGGGCGCGGCGCUCCGGGGGGCGAGGAAGGCGGCCCGGGGAGCCGGAGCGGGGCCGAGGCGCUGAGACGCGGCGGCGAGGCUGCCGGCUGGAUGGGAAGUUAAUGUUUACGGCGGAGUCCACCCAACGUUUCCAAGAACGCUAGCCUUACGGUCUCUGAGAACUUUGUGUCAAGAAAACUUAGAAAACUUAUUGAAGAAUAAUAAACAGAAAAAGUGCACAAUCCAGAGUGCAGUUGAAUAUCAAGUUUUUCAUGGGCUCAGAAUUUCCAGAACUUUGAAGAAUGAAGAGAAAUAACAAUGUAUACAGUGGUCUGGAACUGAACCCACAAUAUCUCUGAGGUGGCGACAGACAAGGUAGCAGAAAAGCUGAGUUCUACUCUCUCAUGGGUGAAGAACACAGUAUCACAUACAGUCAGUCAGAUGGCCAGUCAGGUGGCAAGUCCAUCUGCUUCAUUACACACUACAUCCUCAUCUACCACACUAUCCACGCCAGCCCUUUCUCCAUCUUCCCCUUCACAGUUGAGUCCAGACGACUUAGAACUCCUGGCUAAACUGGAGGAACAAAACAGAUUGUUAGAGACGGAUAGUAAGUCUUUAAGAUCUGUAAAUGGGUCAAGAAGAAACAGUGGCUCCUCCCUUGUAUCAAGUUCAUCAGCCUCUAGCAACCUCAGCCACCUUGAAGAAGAUUCUUGGAUUCUUUGGGGAAGAAUUGUAAAUGAAUGGGAAGAUGUACGCAAAAAAAAGGAAAAGCAAGUUAAGGAGCUUGUUCGUAAAGGGAUACCCCACCACUUUAGAGCAAUAGUUUGGCAACUUUUAUGUAGCGCACAAAGUAUGCCAAUUAAGGAUCAGUAUUCAGAACUCCUGAAAAUGACCUCACCGUGUGAAAAAUUGAUCCGAAGGGACAUUGCUAGAACUUAUCCUGAACACAAUUUUUUUAAGGAAAAAGAUAGCCUUGGACAGGAGGUUUUAUUUAAUGUAAUGAAGGCAUAUUCUUUAGUGGAUCGUGAGGUUGGUUACUGUCAAGGAAGUGCUUUUAUAGUUGGAUUGUUGCUUAUGCAGAUGCCAGAAGAAGAAGCUUUCUGUGUAUUUGUUAAAUUAAUGCAAGAUUAUAGACUUCGUGAACUUUUUAAACCAAGUAUGGCAGAAUUGGGCCUUUGUAUGUACCAGUUUGAAUGCAUGAUACAGGAGCAUCUUCCAGAGCUCUUUGUACAUUUUCAGUCUCAGAGUUUUCAUACCUCAAUGUAUGCAUCAUCUUGGUUUCUGACUAUCUUUCUUACGACUUUUCCAUUACCAAUUGCAACAAGAAUAUUUGAUAUCUUUAUGUCUGAGGGUUUAGAAAUAGUGUUUCGAGUAGGAUUAGCACUUCUUCAAAUGAAUCAGGCAGAACUGAUGCAACUUGACAUGGAAGGGAUGUUACAGCACUUUCAGAAGGUCAUUCCACAUCAGUUUGAUGGUGGACCAGACAAAUUAAUCCAGGCAGCUUACCAAGUCAAAUAUAACUCAAAAAAAAUGAAAAAGCUUGAAAAGGAAUACACUACAAUAAAAACUAAAGAAAUGGAAGAACAAGUUGAAAUUAAAAGGUUACGCACAGAAAAUAGACUUUUAAAACAGCGCAUUGAAACAUUAGAAAAAGAAAGUGCUUCCUUGGCAGAUAGAUUGAUACAGGGACAAGUGACAAGAGCCCAGGAGGCUGAGGAAAACUACCUCAUAAAACGGGAGUUGGCCACCAUCAAACAGCAGAGUGAUGAGGCCAGUGCUAAACUGGAGCAAGCUGAAAAUACCAUCAGGAAGCUCCAGCACCAACAACAAUGGCAUAAAUGCAAUUCCAACUACAAUGAAGAUUUUGUGCUGCAACUAGAGAAGGAAUUGGUCCAAGCCCGUCUGAGUGAAGCUGAGUCUCAGUGUGCACUAAAGGAGAUGCAGGAUAAAGUCCUGGAUAUAGAGAAGAGAAACAACUCUUUUCCUGAUGAGAAUAACAUUGCAAGGCUUCAGGAGGAGCUCAUUGCUGUGAAACUGAGAGAAGCAGAAGCUAUUAUGGGAUUGAAAGAGCUGAGACAACAGGUCAAGGAUUUAGAGGAACACUGGCAGCGCCACUUAGCUCGUACUACUGGGAGGUGGAAAGACCCACCUAAGAAAAAUGCUGUAAAUGAGUUACAGGAUGAACUGAUGACCAUUCGACUUAGAGAAGCUGAAACUCAGGCAGAAAUAAGAGAAAUUAAACAAAGGAUGAUGGAAAUGGAAACACAGAAUCAGAUCAAUAGUAACCAUCUUCGAAGAGCAGAACAAGAGGUGAUCAGUCUACACGAGAAGGUGCAAUAUCUUUCAGCACAGAACAAAGGACUGCUUACUCAAUUAAGUGAAGCAAAACGCAAACAAGCAGAGAUUGAAUGCAAGAACAAAGAAGAAGUGAUGGCUGUGAGACUCCGGGAAGCAGAUAGCAUUGCUGCUGUGGCUGAAUUACAGCAGCACAUUGCUGAGCUGGAAAUCCAGAAAGAAGAAGGAAAGCUUCAAGGACAGCUUAACAAGUCUGAUUCUAACCAGUAUAUUAGGGAACUGAAAGAUCAGAUAGCAGAGCUGAAUCAUGAGCUCAGGUGCCUAAAAGGCCAGAGGGUCUUCUCAGGCCAGCCUUCUUUUGAUGGAAUCCACAUUGUCAACCAUUUAAUAGGAGAUGAUGAAUCAUUCCAUUCCUCUGAUGAAGAUUUUAUGGAUAAUUCCUUACGGGAAGGUGGCAUUGGUUUUCCUUUGCACAGAAAAUCUGGCCCAAUGUCUUUGGACCCCGCUGUGGCAGAUGGUAUUGAAAGCGAAACAGAAGACAGUGUGUUGGAGACCAGAGACAGCAAUCAAGUGACUCGAAAGGAGCAGCCCCCAAGAAGAGAAUCGUACUCAACCACUGUCUGACCAUCACUGUGACCUAGACUGUGGGGUUUUUUAAGGGAUCAGUUAUCAUAUGAUUAAGGGUUUGGGGAACAUAUCUGUUUCAUAUGUACAUACUUAAAUACCUAUAUAUAUAUAUAUAUAUGUGUGUGUGUGUGUGUAUAUAUAUAUAUAUAUACACACACACAUAUAUAUAUAUUUUACAGUCUUAUCUGCCUUUUUAUCUUUGCCAAAUCUUCACCACUGACUUACCAUUGCCAUAAAGUAGACUGGAAUAUGGUUAAUGGGAAAAAUAAGGUUCUAACAGUAUUACUGAAUAUUAAUGUUUCUUGUUUAGAAAAUGCAAUUUAUCUAUAUGUGAGAAGUAUUUUGAAGUUCAGAACUAUGGAAAAUUGAAUUUUCUUCAGAUAAAACUGCUCUAGUGCAAUAUUUCAUGGUCAUUCAACAAAUUACAUAUUUCUGUUUAUCAAUUUGUUUUCAGGGCAGCUUUCUACAAACAUUUGACCAAUAUAAACAUUUAAUUAAUCUUGUGUUUUUGUGUUGGGGGAGUUUUUUGGAUUGUUUUUUUUUUUUUUUGUUUGUUGUUUUGUUGUUUUCAGUUAAAAUUACUGCUUUGGUAAUGAGCCACUGAAAGCUCCCAAACACAAAGCCUUUUUUCCAUAUAAUUUUGCAAACACAAAUUAAUGGUCAUUUGUCUUGAGGGUUUUAAGUUUUGUUUUAAUUUCUAAUUUUUAUGUACAUAUGAUGCUUCUAUGUGUUGCCUACUGGUCAGAAUAGUAGGUUAACUAAAAAUAAAUUGGGUUUUUGUACAUAUUUAUAAGUCUACAUCACCCACAUUGAACAUCAUUUUAUAUGAAGAAUGUACAUGUUGCAAAAUGACUGCCUUCAGCAUUCCAACAGGACUUCUGUAAAUAAUAGGUUAAAAGAAAAUUGAAAAUAAAACCAAACACUAAUAUUUUAAUAGCUUUAGUAUUUUGCUUAGCAUUCAACACUAGCAGAUUCAUAAGUGAACUAAUGCUUGUUCAGAAACACUAUUGGUGACAUAUUUUACUUCAUGUGUAUAUAACUAAUAAAUUUUUCAUGAUUAAAGAGGUUAUAGCACGUAUUACUUAGUGCUAAUAUCUACUUAAUAUAAUUUAAACAAUGGACUGAGGUCCAAGAUACACAAAAAUUUUAUCUGCAAAUAAUCUAUGAACAUUAUCUUCAGAUUCUCUAGUUACUAAUCCAUAGAUAAAGCCAUAAGAAUUUUUUCCUACCAAUUCUUCCUUUUUAUCUAGACUUUUUUUCAUGGAAAUUUGAGUGACUGUCAAUGGUAAAUUGGUGGAAACACCAAAUUACACUUAGAUUACUUAAAGAUAACAAGAAUGUGUUGACUGGAUGCUUUCCACUUCCAUUUUCAUCAGCAGCCUAUGAAAAAAAAAUAGCCUUCAAGGAUAAGAGGAAAGUAGAAUUCAGUAUAUAUAUGGAGAUACAACUUUGCACAGUAUGUUGCAUGCAGAAAAAAAAAUUUGUAUGACAGGAUGGAGUAGAAGAGAAAGAAUCAUUUUUGUGUCUAAAGCCAGGAGUUAAGCUUUAUGGUAUAUUUAUGGAUUAGGCUUUUCCAGCAAGCACUUUGUAGCUAUUUGCUUGGGAAACAAUAUUGAAAAUAAUGCCUGUUGUGUCCAUAUCACCAGGUUAAAUUCUAGUGGUUAAGUAAUUUACCUGUGGUUACAAGUUAGUAAGUAGCAGAAGCCAAAAUUUUCAUCAAGAUCUCUCUGACACCAAGCUGAAAAGGUUCAGCUAAUGAAUUUCUCAAUUCUCUGCUUUUCUGGCGAUUAAUGUGAUUUCAUUGGUUUCCUGAAUAUAUAUAGAUCUAUAUGUAUAGAUGUAUCAACACUCAUAAACUCUGCAGAGCUCUACUAGAAUCAUCUACUAGAAUUGCCUGUCUGGUGCUAUUGGGAUUCUCUUUUGGAGUUCAUUACUGUCAGCCUAGGGGCUGUUGAUGCCCAGGUAAAAUGAGGUGAGUCAUGGCCACAUGAUUGCUUUGACCCCCACAAUAAGAAAUCUAAAUGAUCUAGACUAAGGGUCAGCAAAUACAGGACAUGAGGCUAUUCCAACCAGCUUCCUGUUUUUACAUGACUCACAAGCUUAGAGCUUUUUAAUUUUUAAAUACUUGGGAGAAAAAAAAUCAAAAGAACAAUAUUUUAUGUCACAUGAAAAUCAUACGAAAUUCAGUAUUGAUAAAAUUUUAUUGGAGCUUACCCAUGCUUGUCCAUUUACAUCUUAUCUGUGGCUGCUUCUCUGCUACCAUGGCAAAGUUGAGUAGUUACAACAGGUACUGAAUGGUACAAACAGUCCAAAAUGUAGGUUUACAUCUUAAGUUUGUCUCAGUAGAAGCUCAAGCUACCUGUUUCUGCUGUAGAACUAAUGGUUUGGAAGCCUAAAAUUUCCUAGUGGAUCUUAAACUCAUAACUAUUCAAAAUGGAAAAUGUUCCAGCUGUUUUAUAUCAUGAAGUCUUUGAUGCCAAAGACAAAUUUGGAAGGACAUCUGUACCUUUGGAAAUGGACAAAGGGAAGAAUUCCAGAAUCCCAGCACUGUUCUUGCAAGCAGGCAUACCUUUAGUGUAUGCUUCAAUGAGCCAGUGUUAUAAUUUGACUUUAAAAUAACAUCUUUCUAGAAUCAUGUUUGAAUUCUAAAUUUGAAAGAUAAUUCUUAGAGAAUUUCCUACAUACUGUUUUCCGGUUAGGAAUUAGGUGUUAACAAGAAUCGUAGUAAGUAAAUCCAUUGAUCUUGUAAUUUGGACAAAGAAAAACUAGAAACAACAGUCGUCUCAUUUAAGAGCUUUGAUUCAAAUACUCCUUAGAAGCGUUUAGAGUCUUCCUGGUUUUUAGGAUGCAACAGGAUACUAUGCCCUGAUUUAAUAUUAAGACUUUUGAGGUAUCAGAAAACGUUCUCUUGAUAGAUUUUAUUUAAUCCCUGGUACUCUGUGUCAUUUAAAUGUUACUCAGUUAAACACUUAGAGCUGAAGAAUAUUCAGGGAGGAAAAGUGAAUAAAAUAAAUAGCACACAAAGUACUCUCUCAGGGUAGUUACCUUCCUGGUGUUGUUGCCAUCUAGGUUGAAACACUAAGUAGGAUCUGAAUGAAAUGGAAAUUGCAUGGGGUGAUGAAACAGAACUUUUAGAUCAAGCAAAUAUUUCAGCAGCCUUUUAAAAAUCAGUGGUAAAUAUUUUCUUCCUGUAAAAAGCAGUCAAAGAUCUAACAUUACACAAUUUUUACCCUUUCUAUUGAUAGAUAUUAAGUAUUCAAUGUUCGAUGACUAUUGGGACAUCAAGUCUCACCUGGCACGCUAGUUUGGAAAAAAAAAAAAACUUAGCUCUGAGCAUGAUACAGCUUGUUACUCUCCAGAUAGUGCCUUUGAAAACAAGGUCUAGACCUUUUUAAGUAUUUUAUUUCUAUCAUCAUAAGAAAUGAAUUGGUUCCAUCUUCUGCUUUACCUUUUACAUAACACACUAUCAUUUUCAGAUUUAAAGUAAAAUAAGUAUAUGAAUUGUGUUUCAGUAAAGCCCUUUCACGGCCAACUUAAUCAUUGUGUAGUACCAUGUGUAAGGUACAUUUUAUUAAAUCAGUGAUUUACUUUAUUAAGACAGUGUGCUUUAGCCUGAAAGUUAUUGCUGCUCUAUCAUUAACAAAACAGUUUUUAAAACUAAUGAAUUUUAAUUUAAUUAAUUGUCCUGGAAUUAAAGUUCCUGGUUAAAAGUAGAGUGGAUGCUCUUUAUAAUCCAACUUUUUACAUCCCAUCCAUUGAUCGACCUAUCCUUUCUUUUCACUCCAAAGAAAAGAUGAUAGGAUAAUACAUUAGAUAUACUAUAGAGAUGCAAAAUUAUGCUUUUCAUUUUACUGUUGGAGUUUCUUAUUGUAACAUUGUAUGAUAACCUGAAAUGUUUACUUGUGCCUUUACUUUAAACAAUUAUUAAAGUUUUUCAUUUUAUAAGAAUUUCUGUUUCCUUAAACUAUUCAACUUAAAAGGGGAGAGGCAGGACACCUGGGUGGCUCAGUAGUUAAGCAUCUGCCUUCGGCCCAGGGCGUGAUCCCUGAGUCCUGGGAUCGAGUCCCACAGUAGGCUUCCUGCAUGGAGCCUGCUUCUCCUCCCUCUUCCUGUGUCUCUGCCUCUCUCUGUUUCUCUCAUGAAAAAAUAAAUAAAAUAUUUUUUAAAAAAUUA